GUUCGCUGAUCCAAUGGUCAGGAUCUGCGUUUCCAAAUCGAUCGCCGAGCAAAGCAAUAGGACGGGAGAUGAAUGGGAGUCGUAGCUACUACCCGAGUUUACCCUUUCUUCCGCGCCGAUCCGUUCGCCUGCCCGGCCGAGACGAAGAGAUCUCGGAUUCACCGGAAACCGGGGUCGCCAUUGCCAAUCUCCGCUUGUGCUCUUAUCGCCUUCUGUCGCCGAGACCCCAUUCGAGGUUCCAUGUCCUUUUUCUUCCCUCGAAAAUGAGUUCAUUUGAGUUAGUUAUAUCUAUGAUAGAGGGAAGGAUAAGGCCAACUUCAAAGACAGAAGCACAUCCCUACAUCAGUAAACUCGAUGAAGCUUCUGCUUAUUUGGCUUGGGUGAGCUGUUGAAAUGCUUUUGGCUGUGGAAGGAGGAGGGUUCUUUUCUUCUUCUGCAUCAGGGUAUAGCAGUGGUCUUGCCCUUCUGAUUUUUGGCCGGAGAAAUGAUGAACAGCCCAUAAAAGUUUCACCAUGGAGUCACUACCAGUUGGUGGAGCAAGAAUUUGAGCCAGAAUCUCAGCUGGCUUCUAGGAAAAAGCAAAAUUCUCAGGGAUGCACUUCCUUCAUAUGUUUCAAGUGUGCUUGCGCACAACUCGAUGGAGAAUCUCCUAGUAAAGUUGGUCUGGUUAACCAUUCUGAAACUUUAUCGGAUUCAUCAUGUUCUGACAGGAGCAAGGUACUAAUCAAUGAUGCUGCCACUGUGAGCGAGAGGAAGCCAUGCCUCAAGAGUAAUCUAAAGAAGCUUUCUAGAGAUUGUUCAACAGCGUAUGAAGGUGAUGAUCCCCAUGAAUUUUUGGAAGGAGUGGAAAAUGAAACAUCUUGUUGCACCGUAGGUAGGAAAGUUCAGUGGACAGAUAAAUGUGGCAAAGAGCUGGUAGAGAUAAGAGAAUUUGAGCUCAGCGAUGAUGGUCUAUCAGAUGAGGAAUUCAAGCAUGAAAAAGUCAGAAGAUGUGAAUGUGUAAUCCAGUAGAAUUUAUAAAUGCACAGAUAGAUGCAAAGACCCAAGCAGAUCAGAUCGGAGAAGCACGGUAAUAUUUUGGUGACCUCCGGAAGCUCUGAUUUAAUGGGCUGGUAUCAACCGGUCAACAACUCCAUUACAACCGAAAAAAAGCUUCUUUGGAGGACUUCCUUGGGACAUUUUUGUGUAUCAUUUUAUUUGUUUCGGCCGCCAUGUCUGCUUGUCCUGAUUCCUUCCAGGAUAUUUUUGGCUUUGGCAAUCUGGGCUCAUCCUGUUUGCCUUGUCCGUACCGUAAUCUUCGUAUAGUGCUUCUGUGUUUAAACAUUAUGUUGUUUAUUGCUGUAUCAAACAAAGUGAACAUUUGUGUCUAAAUAGAUUCUGCCCCCCUGCAUCUAUCUUUGUAUUCGUGAUGCCUGCGAGGUAAUCAACAAAAGGUUACUUUCA
This is a messenger RNA of Musa acuminata subsp. malaccensis (wild Malaysian banana), 1443 nucleotides long. RefSeq lists its product as uncharacterized. The record is from RefSeq and is a predicted model, not a curated record. NCBI's taxonomy places the organism in Eukaryota, Viridiplantae, Streptophyta, Magnoliopsida, Zingiberales, Musaceae.